Molecule: messenger RNA, 1641 nt
Organism: Aspergillus nidulans FGSC A4
Lineage: Eukaryota; Fungi; Ascomycota; Eurotiomycetes; Eurotiales; Aspergillaceae
Exons: 2
Coding region: 1-1641 (546 amino acids)
Source: RefSeq, a predicted model, not a curated record
AUGGAUGCACAGUAUCCUUUUGCCUCACGCGACGAUAUCUGGCGCGUUUUUGAAGAGUUAAAAGACCUGCACGCCACACAGAUUGAGCAGGCGGAACGCAUUGCGAGACUCGAACGCCGGAGGGACGAGGAUGCAAGGUUGAAAAGUGUCUGGGGCCCCUUGUCACCUUUUCCAAGCUCUGUUGGCGGUACGAUAUCGACGGAGCCCGUAUUCCAGCCUACAGUCGACACUUUCAAGGGAUUCGACCAAGGACAACAUCACAAUAUGGGUCCCAUGGCCUUGGACCCUGAAGAUGAACCAAGGAGGGGUACGUCGAGAGCGAAUAGCGUUCGAUUUGAUGAAAGUGCCAUACACGGGUAUUACGGGCAGGCCAAUCGUUCUAGUAGUGAGCUUCCGAUAAGAACCGGAAGCGGGAUGGGAAGCCUUCCUCUUACUGAGCGAUCUUUAUCACAUCGCUCGGACGGAAGGCAGAGCUCGUCAGGAUAUUCUCAUCAUUCAGCCCGAACCAAUAGCCUGGGUUUAGAGACAACCAACAGGAUAAUGGGCUCAAUGCUGAGCGAUUCGCCUCUCAUACCUCCGCCAGGCCUGUUUCUACUAGGCCCCGUUCCAGCUAUUAUCCGGUGCUGGAUGACCACAAAUUUCUCGAAUGAUUCACUUCUUUACGCGGCUGCCUGCAGUGGAUCGUAUAGAUCUCUGUUGAGCCACGCGAUGGUUCGAAAGCUGGGUUUUGAGGAACAGCUGGUACAAGACGUUGACUCGCAGUAUAUCAAGCUUCCAAUGUAUCUUCCAGAAGCCAGUGUGCAUCAGGCUUCAUCACGCCCUAGUAGUCCUGCCCCCCAGGUCCCCACCUUGACAAUCCGUUUCCUUGUUCAACAUGUUAGCACAGAUGAUACUUCGGUCCAGAUCAUCCUUGGGAGUGAUGUCCUUCGUGCCCAUAAUGCUGACAUCCUGUUUUCGCAAGACAAGAUUAUUAUGGUGGACGACGAAAGGAACAAGGUAUCUAUUCCUUUGGUACGGCCCGAGAAUGACUCUGUUUUCAAACACCUACACACUGCAUCGAGACAUAUGACCCCAUCAGGAGAUAUAUCUCGAACGUCGCUUGAUUUGACGAGUGAACGUGUUGACAUAGAAAACCCACCCGCCGUUGGUGUAAUCGGGAAGCGUACUCGCGUUUCGCAAGAGGCUCAUCCGGCCUCUUCUCCCAGUCGAGACUUUGCGUCCGAGUUUGCGAAUAGUCGAGCAGCAGAAUCACCGGAUGAUUCAAGGAAUGGCAAAGAUGAUAGCCCGCAGGUUCCGGCCAAAACUGGCAUAUCAACCGACACACAAGGAGACAGUGUUGUGAAGGUGCAGCCCGCUGGUGUAUGGGGCUCAUGGAAGCGCGACACAAAGACUGACGCGAAUGCCGCUGGAGCAGGGAAGCCCUCCCGUCCACGUCCGAUGAAGGUUCUCCGGCCCUCAAAAGCUACGAAUCGAAGUGUUUCGGCCACUGGGCCACCUGGUGCUUCCAGCAGCGAGGCGACAGGGCCUCCAUCAUCACAUCCUGCAUCAACAAUGACCUCGCCUGAAAGUCGAACGGGGAAACCACUCACCCCCAACCCGAUUGGAGGUGCUUCGGCCUUCCCAUGGCUGAAUGCGUCCUGA